AAGCUCUAAGUCUUAGAGUGUCUAAACUGGCAACAUCAACUCUGCAAGAAUCCUCGUCCAAACCCUGAUAUUAAAACACUCUUCACUGAUCAUUCUUGUACUCCUCCAACCAAUGGAGCUCGUCCUCCUCCUCCUACAAACAGUCCUCUUGUUGGACCAAUUCCUAAAGCUGGAGCUUUUCCUCCCGUUGGUGCCCCUGGUCCAUUUCAGCCUGUUGUUUCCCCAUCUCCUGGUGCUAUUGCUGGUUGGAUGUCUGGCAAUAAUCCUUCCUUACCGCACCCUGCUGUGGCGGCUGCGCCUCCUGGUCUUGUGCAGCCUUCUAGUGCUGCUUCAUUUUUGAAACAUCCAAGGACUCCCUCUGGUGUGGCAGGGAUGGAUUAUCAAUCAGCUGACUCAGAGCACUUGAUGAAGCGCAUUCGCACUGGCCAAUCUGAUGAGGUGUCCUUUUCUGGUGUAACACAUGCUCCAAAUGUCUAUUCACUCGAUGACCUUCCAAAAAAUGUUGUGCGGACACUUAAUCAAGGUUCCAUUGUCACGAGCAUGGACUUUCAUCCCCAACAGCAAACGAUUCUUUUAGUUGGCACAAAUGUUGGUGACAUCAGUAUAUGGGAUGUUGGCUCACGAGAAAGGUUGGCGCAUAAACCAUUCAAGGUUUGGGAUAUCUCAGCUUCUUCGAUGCCUUUGCAGCGCCAUGAACCACAAGAUCCAGGGUUUAGGCUAGUCUCAACCAUCCUUGACUUUCCUUACUGGAAAACAGAGAUGCUUGUUCUUUACCUAAAAAGAAAAGGGCUUUUUUCAUGCGGAACGAGCAAGGAAGGUGAAUCUCAUUUGGUUGAGUGGAAUGAGAGUGAAGGAGCCAUUAAAAGAACGUAUUCUGGUUUCAGAAAGCGUUCUUUAGGUGUUGUGACUGUUGUCCAGUUCGACACAACAAGGAACCGAUUCCUAGCUGCUGGUGAUGAAUUCCAGAUCAAGUUUUGGGAUAUGGAUAAUACCAACAUGUUGGCAGCAGUUGAUGCAGAUGGAGGGUUGCCUGCUAGUCCUAGACUGAGAUUCAAUAAAGAAGGAUCACUAUUGGCAGUCACAAGUGAAAAUGGUAUCAAAAUUUUAGCUAAUGGGGAAGGUUUGCGUUUGAUUAGGAUGUUGGAGACUAGAACUAUUGAUAAAAAUCGAGGUCCAUCUGAGCCCAUCAACUCUAAGCCAUUAAUUGUUAAUGCUCUAGGUCAUGGAGCUCCUGUUGCCAUUGCUCCCAGUACUCUGGAUCGUCAAGAUAGAAUCCCCCCUGCUGUAUCAAUUGGCAACCUCAGCCCAAUGGACAGCAGUAGGCUUGUUGAUGUUAAGCCACGAAUAUCUGAUGAUAUUGAUAAGAUUAAGAGCUGGAAAAUUCCUGAUAUUGUGGACCCAUCUCACCUAAAAGCUCUGCGUUUGCCUGAUCCUGUAACAGCAGGCAAGGUUGUGAGGCUGAUCUACACAAAUUCUGGCCUGGCUGUAUUAGCCCUUGCUUCAAAUGCCGUUCACAAGCUUUGGAAGUGGCAACGUAGUGAAAGGAACCCUUCGGGGAAGGCUACUGCAUAUUUUCAGCCACAAAUGUGGCAGCCUCCCAGUGGUACUCCUAUGACUAAUGACAUAAAUGAAAGUAACCCUGCAGAAGAGUCUGCAGCAUGCAUUGCUUUAUCUAAAAAUGAUUCUUAUGUCAUGUCCGCAUCCGGUGGGAAGGUAUCUCUUUUCAACAUGAUGACAUUCAAGGUCAUGACAACAUUCAUGUCUCCACCUCCUGCAGCCACAUUUUUGGCCUUUCAUCCCCAAGAUAAUAAUAUAAUAGCCAUUGGCAUGGAGGAUUCUACAAUUCAAAUAUAUAAUGUCAGAGUCGAUGAGGUCCAGUAUCAAGGCCACCAGACCCGAUAACUGGGCUUGCCUCUCUCAACUUUAAAUGUGCAGUUAUGUGUCUGGAACAUUGAUGGAUGGGAGAAAAAGAAAUCAAGGUUCAUACAAGUACCAGCUGGUCGUCAAUCUCCAUUGGUUGGAGAGACCAAAGUUCAGUUUCAUAAUGAUCAAACACAUCUAUUAGUUGUCCAUGAAAGCCAAAUAGCUGUUUAUGACAGCAAGCUUGAAUGUCUUCGUUCUUGGUCCCCGAAAGACGCCCUUCCAGCUCCUAUUUCAAGUGCAAUUUAUUCAUGUGAUGGUUUGCUGGUUUAUACUGGUUUUUGUGAUGGUGCUGUUGGAGUUUUUGAUGCAGACAACUUACGACUUAGAUGUCGAAUAGCACCAUCUGCAUACAUACCUUCAUUGGGCGUGAGCAGCAACACGGCAUAUCCAUUGGUAAUAGCUGGUCAUCCAUCAGAGCCAAACCAGAUAGCAGUCGGGAUGAGUGACGGGUCAGUACACGUGGUGGAGCCAUGUGAUGUAGAGAUGAAGUGGGGCAACACAGCAUCUCAUUCUCAAGACAAUGGACCCCUCCCUUCUAAUUCAUCAAAUCCUUCUCUCACCGCUCAACCCUCUGAUCUUCCUUCCAGGUGAUGCUUUUGUAACCACAACUUUCUUUUGACAUUUUAGUUCAUUGAGUUACAAAGAAAAUGGUGGCAUCUUUAUAUUUAUACAUUCCUUGUAAAUCCUUUACCUUGGCCCAUUUUCCUGUUUCGGUUUACGAGGUUAAUAUAUAUAUAUAUAUAUAAGUUUAUGUUGAUAAUUAUUGAGUAUGGCCAGCAAAUUUACUGGAAAGAGGCCAUUUUGUUGUACUCUGAAUGACAAUGUUAAAUCCUUCUAUGA
Molecule: messenger RNA, 2763 nt
Organism: Carica papaya (papaya)
Lineage: Eukaryota; Viridiplantae; Streptophyta; Magnoliopsida; Brassicales; Caricaceae
Source: RefSeq, a predicted model, not a curated record